CACUGAGCGUAUUACUGCCGGGGGAAAAACACGCAAACAAGAAGCCAACCGAAAGAGGCUGCGAUGAAAACAAAACGACGCUCACAAGAACGCCUUUUUCAUUGCAACUUAAACAACAUUUGCAUUUAUGACAACCGUUUUCGUCUAGAUAUAAACUGAUUUUACACUUUUAUUUAUUUAGAUAGACCAAAUAUAUUCCUCUAUUUUACAUCAAAAGUAUAACAAAUCAUAUUAGCUUAGCAUUAGCUGUCAAAAAGCCAGCUAGCUUAGCUUCUCCCGGGAAUUCUGACUGAAUUCUGAGUUCAUCAUCGACAACUUUAACAAUAACAAACAACAAUGUCGGACGAUUAUGAAUUCAGUGAUGACACUACUAUGAUGAGAAUGGAAGAGGAUGGAGAGGCAAACAGCGAUGACCCGAUGUCUGCAACCGGGGACUGUGGCCUGAUGGGGGGCGAGGCCGAGGGAUCCAAGAUUGACGCCAGUAAAAACGAGGAGGAUGAGGGGAAGAUGUUUGUAGGAGGGCUCAGCUGGGACACCACUAAGAAGGACCUGAAAGAUUAUUUUUCCAUAUAUGGGGAAGUUGUAGAUUGCACUUUAAAGCUGGACCCCAUGACGGGCCGCUCGAGGGGCUUUGGCUUUGUCCUCUUCAAGGAACCUGAUAGUGUCGACAAGGUUGCCACACAGAAGGAACAUAAACUCAAUGGAAAGGUCAUUGAUCCCAAGAAAGCCAAGGCGAUGAAGAGCAAGGAGCCUGUUAAGAAGAUUUUUGUUGGUGGUCUCUCUCCCGACACCCCUGAAGAGAAAGUCAGAGAGUACUUUAGUGCCUUCGGAGAGCUGGAGUCAGUUGAACUUCCCAUGGAGAACAAAACAAACAAAAGGAGAGGCUUCUGCUUCAUCACAUUCAAAGAGGAGGAACCAGUUAAGGGGAUUAUGGAGAAGAAGUACCACAAUAUUGGACUGAGCAAGUGUGAAGUAAAAGUGGCAAUGUCCAAGGAGCAGUACCAGCAGCAGCAGUACUGGGGGGGCAGAGGAGGGUACUCUUCUAGGUCUCGAGGAAGAGGUGGCGGUCCCAAUCAAAAUUGGAACCAGGGUUAUGGCAACUACUGGAAUCAAGGCUAUGGGAAUUAUGGCAAUUAUGGUUACGGAGAUCAAGGAUAUGGAGGAUAUGGAGGAUAUGGAGGAUAUGGAGGAUAUGGAGGCUAUGGAGGCUAUGGAGGCUAUGAUUACCCUGGUUACAACAACUAUUAUGGAUAUGGUGACUACAGCAAUGUUUUACCUCAUUAGUAGAUCAGUCUGGUGGAUAUGGCAAGUCGCCGCGGCGCGGUGGUCACACCAACAGUUACAAGCCGUAUUAACAGAGGGAACUCAUCUUCAAGUAGGUAUGUAAAGAAACAAAUGCACCUCUUACUUUGAACUAAAACUAGUUUUAUUUACUUUGCUGUUUGGUAACAUUUUUAUUCAUUUCCUCUUGUAAAUGUCUUUUUCUCAGCACCAUCAAGUGCUUUACAGUAGUAGUAACAUAGAGGCUACGCUCAUGUGGCGAAUUACUUUAACAGCUGGCCUUCUGCUGCCUCUUUUGCACCUUUGUCUUUCUUUUUUUUAAUCUGUAAAGUUAACAGGUAAAGUACUGCUACUACAGUAAAUGGAUGCCAAAGUUAAGGAUGUGCAAGGAAACAGAAAAGGAAGUAUGUUGUCUCCUAACUCUGACAUACCUUGUUUGUACCUGCCAGCGGAGCUUCCUUGCAGGCCAUGAGCUGACCCCAGAUACUCUCAGGGCCCGCUCAAUGCGGACCGGGUACGAGAAGCAUACGCUCUCGAAUGCUGCCAUUUGGUAUGGUCUUACAACAUCCUGUAUCAGCAUUUCUAAACUAAACAAUAUGGGACACGUCCAGCUUUGUCAUCUUUCUUUCCAUUUUGUAUUUCUUUGCAACUGUUUGUAAUGUAAAACUUAAAAUAUACACAUGUAAUUUACUUUUUUUACAGGCCCCCCCCACAAGUAAUGAUUUUGUAAAUAUGUAAAAUUAACUAUUUGCUUUUUGAAGGAUACGUACAGCAUUCUCUGGACUUUCCAGUUCCUAUUGUUAAUAUAUGCAUUCCUAAUCUUAUCUUUAAUGCUUGUUUCUUUAUUUAGCUCUUGUAGCCAGUAGUCCAUGAGCUAAAUCCUGGUUGGUAUUUGGACGAGACUGUGUUGGGGGGAUAAAGUUCUUAACUUUGUGUACAUGUAUUGCUCUGUUUUGUGUUACUGACAGCGAUGGAAAGAGCUCCUCUUUGGUUAAUUUUCCUGUAACGACAACAUUUUUCUCUUUAUAACCUUUUGUAAAACAAGAAGUUUCCUGAAAUUUGCAUGUAAUGUUUUCUGUAAUGUGUAUUUUUUGCCCAAUCGAAGAUUUCUUCCAUUUAGUAUUUUGACUUCUUCAAUUUACUGCACUUCAGGAUUUCUAGCUUAUGGACUAACUUUUGUUACUGUAAAAUGUUAAAGUUCUCAUUUUGGUUUUUACAUUGUAAACAAGGGGGAUUCCUUUUUAUUUAUAAAUGAAGCGUUUUGUGUUCAUCUAUAGCUGAUUUGUGUUGUUUGUUUUCCGUAGGGUACAGAGUGAUGAAAGGCAGCAGAGUGAAGGUUUCCAGCUGAGAGCACUAGCUGAUUGUAAGGACAAAAUGAAGAGCACUGACCUACAGUAACUCUCCUCAUCAUUUACCGGAGUAUUCUUAAACGUUUGAUGUUUUGCAUUUAUUUAGAUUGCUGCAAAGUUUUAAAGUUCCCAUGUGAUGGCCAUUUCUACUGAUCAUAAUUCCAUGGUUGAGGUCUACUAGAAUAGAUUUACAUUGUUCAAUUUUCCAAACUCACAUUGGUUUCUCAUACAGCAUCUCUGUAUAGUAUGUGUAUUCACUCUCUGUCCUAAACGGCUUGUUGGAGCUCCUGCCCCCCCUCCCUGUGAGCCCAGUGGCCGUCUGCGAGACAACGAGACACAGCGAAACCCAGCCCGAACACACACCGACUCAAAGCCUCGCCACGUCUCGCCGUCUCAGGGAGGAGAAAUCGGCGGAGCUGCAGCUGAGAAAAGAUUGUGUGUGUGUGUGAGGAAGUCUGUGGAUUGGUCAAUUUGGACCAAUCUGCGGACUUAACAUAACGGCUCCGCGGAUUGGUCCAUUUGGAGAAAUCUCCAACGAGGCGUUCUGGGGCAGCAUAGACAGGUAUUUUCUGUGUUAGAGUUUUACUCGCUACAGGGUGUACUUUGAGGGUUUGUGACUCUGCAGACCGGUAAUAACCGGAAAAGCAUGACAUGGGACCUUUUUAAUAGUUUGCAUUCCCCAUCCCUUCUUGUUUUUGUAUUUAAUGUUCUCAAAUAGCGUUUGUGAAUUUGCCUCAGUCAUUUAUUACAUAAUCAAAAUGCUUGAUUGUUUGGAGCAGAACACAUUAUUUAUAUACAGUAUUGUGGUAGCAAAUGUUCAAAUGUAUCCUCUUCAUCAUAAUCAUCAGUCAUAUAAUACAUAUGUUAUUAUAGAGUUUGACAGUCAUAAACACACAUUAUAUAUACAGGUAAUUGGACAUAAAGAUAUGCGAUAACAAUAAAAAUAAUAACACUCAU
Molecule: messenger RNA, 3587 nt
Organism: Gymnodraco acuticeps
Lineage: Eukaryota; Metazoa; Chordata; Actinopteri; Perciformes; Bathydraconidae
Product: heterogeneous nuclear ribonucleoprotein D0-like
Exons: 7
Coding region: 337-1284 (315 amino acids)
Biological process (GO): regulation of gene expression
Cellular component (GO): nucleoplasm
Molecular function (GO): RNA binding
Source: RefSeq, a predicted model, not a curated record